Molecule: messenger RNA, 1892 nt
Organism: Drosophila persimilis
Lineage: Eukaryota; Metazoa; Arthropoda; Insecta; Diptera; Drosophilidae
Gene: TH1
Product: negative elongation factor D
Exons: 5
Coding region: 30-1766 (578 amino acids)
Biological process (GO): negative regulation of transcription elongation by RNA polymerase II
Cellular component (GO): nucleus; NELF complex
Molecular function (GO): RNA binding
Source: RefSeq, a predicted model, not a curated record
UUGUUAAUGUGCAUUCGAUUUUCCGGAAAAUGGAAGUGGAAUAUGAGGACUCCGGCUGGCAAGGCCGUGCCAAAGCCCAGUCCAACUCCGAGGAAGUACACGAGGACAACCCACAGAAGACCAUACAAGAAUGCCUGGAGAAAUUCCUAACACCGGACUACAUCAUGGAGCCGGGCAUAUUUACGCAACUGAAGAGGUACUUCCAGUCUGGCGGCUCCCCGGAGGAAGUGAUUUCGAUGCUGUCGGAGAACUACAAGGCGGUGGCCCAAAUGGCCAACUUGCUGGCCGAGUGGCUCAUUCUGGCUGGCGUCAAGGUGACCGAUGUCCAGGCCAUGGUCGAGAAUCAUUUAAAAGAGAUGAUUCUCAAGUCCUUCGACCCGAAAAAAGCGGACACCAUAUUCACGGAAGAGGGCGAGACACCAGACUGGCUCACCGAGAUGAUCGAUCACUAUACGUGGCGAUCGCUGAUCUACCGUCUGGCCGAGGAGUAUCCCGACUGCUUGAUGCUGAACUUUACCAUCAAACUGAUAUCGGAUGCGGGAUUCCAAAGUGAAAUCACCUCCAUAUCGACAGCUGCCCAGCAAAUCGAAGUUUUCUCGCGCGUUCUCAAGACCUCUAUUGUUAAGUUUCUCAACAAUACGGACGAUGUGCAUGGCGCCAUACAGGAGUGCGCCCGCAUGGUCUGUCACGGCCAACACACGUACGUCUACUCGCAGGUGCUGAUCCAAGUGCUAAGCCAGGAGCAAAAGGGCGGCUUCAACAUGAAGCGACUCUCUCAGGAAAUCAUUAAAUAUGCCUUACAAAACAAUCAGAACGUGACGCCCAUAACGAUGGCCCUAAAUGGUUCAGCCGUUUAUCCACAGGCCUGUCAGGCACUCACAUCGAUGCUGACCCGCAAUACCCUCAAUCCUGCCGACAUCACAGUGCUGUUCCGCAACUACUCGGGAUCUGAUCCACCGCCAAUCGACCUCAUACGCAACCCGCAGUUCCUGGAGCUACUAGUUGAUGCCUUAUUCCGCUCUGGCGUCAAAAUAAACCCCGAACACAAGCCCAAGUACAUGUUUCUGCUGGCCUAUGCGUCGGCUGUCAUCGAUCAACCGGCGAAAAAGCGACCCCUGACCGAACGCACGCUGAACAAGGACGAGCUGAAGAGCACGAUUCAGGCCAUCGAAAAGGCGCAUGCCAUUUGCAAUGUGGGUCAAGGUACCUCAGAGCUAAUUGCCGAACUCCAGACGCUGUACAACUGCAUCAAGUAUCCCGUUGUUGGCGUGGGUGUGAUACGCUGGAUUGAGAACGUUGUGAUGGAGCCAUCGUUCUUCAAGCUCUCCACCGACAGCUGUCCCACCCAUCUGGCCGUGCUGGACGAAGUGGCGGCUGUCCAUCCAACCCUGCAACAGCAAAUUCUCUUCCUGCUCAUCCGCCUCUUCGAAUCGAAGCAGGACGAACUGGAGAUCCUCGUUCAGCUGGAGAUGAAGAAGAUGAUUUUGGAUCGCAUGGUCAAUCUGCUGACACGCGGCUGUGUGGUGCCUGUGCUCCGAUAUGUGAAGCAAUGUUGCGCCAUCGAGGACACUGAUGUUUCGCUGAUACGUUACUUUGUCACCGAAGUCCUGGAGACCAUCACGCAUCCGUAUUCACCAGAAUUUGUGCAGCUCUUUCUACCGAUGGUGGAGAAUGAGGAAAUAACGGGCACAAUGCGGGGAGAGGGUGACAAUGAUCCAGUGUCCGAGUUUAUUGUUCAUUGUAAAGCGCACUACACCACUGUAUAACACUUGCUCAGGGAGUGCACAAUACAUAUAUAUAUAUAUAUUUGUAAAGGAUAAACAAAAAGGAUUGACAAAGUUAAGGGCAAUAAGAAGAAUAAAGCGAGGGAGAGAGUCUAUUUUUUAAGUCCA